CUUCAUUCGUUUGCCUGCUCGCGUGCUUUACGGUUCGAGAUUAACGAGAAAAUCUUGUAAAAACCUUUUAACAAAAAAAAAAUUACUCCAUGGAUUCAUAAACAAAUUUUGCGAACAAAAUAUAUAGCCACAGUAAAUGGAGAACUCUUCAACAAUUUCCUAAACAUUUAAGAUUUUUUUUUGCGUGCCAAUAAAACGACAACGAAACUGCAAGAACGCCUUGUAUGGAGCAUGUCCACAGAUAAUCCCACACAGUUGCUGACCACUCGUGAUUUGAGCCAACUGCGUGGACAUCUGCAAUCCGGAACAGUAGCGGUGCCCUCCACGCCCACUUCUGUGGUGGCAGCAGCAGCAGCAACAGUGGCUGCCGCCCAUGGAUACCGCACCAUUGCACCGACCCAACAACCCGCCAACAACAGCAGCAGUAGCAGCACUAGCAGCAGCACCAACAGCAGCACAGCAACAGCAGCAGCAGCAGCAGCAUCAGCUCAACCACCUGUAAUACCACCAGUUAUAUCCACAAGCAAUAGCAACAUGCCGGCAAGUGCCUCAAAAUAUGUAUUUCUGCAGCACAAUCACAAUGGUGGUUUUACGGCAUACGAUGGCUCUGCAGCCACAACAGCAGCGGGAAGCACCGGAACUGUAGGUGCCACCGGUGGCAAUAUAGUACUCCUGGCAGCCGCGCCGCUGGAAGCCAGUUCCGGCGAGGCUUUGGUCAAUGUGCGAACAACUGAAGAUGAUGGGGAGUUGCGUUCACUGUCCUGGCUCAGCGAUACCAAUUUAAUUAAGGGCAUUGUGACCACUACGGCCGGACAGGCAGGAAAACGUGGUGCAACGGUGGCCAUCAAGUCGACGGCUGGAGCAGCAGGCACGGUGGGAUCCGGUGCCCCCAAUGGCAAUCUGUGUAUAGUCAGCGAUUUGAUAGAAGAGCUACCCACUAAUCUGAGUGAAACCAGUGAACAGGAGUCGACCGGAGGAGCAGCAAGUGGGUCGGUACCAGCAGCAUCAACUGUGUACAGCACCACAACGGUGCACAAAGGAGCCAGUGGCACCACCACCGUGGUGGAGUACAAGGCCAGCAAAGCCAAUCAGCAGCAGCAACAGCCGCAGCAGCAGCAGCAACAACAACAACAGACGACCUAUUUGCCAACGCCGACAAGAACCACAAUGGUGGGUCACGGCUAUAUGCCUGUGGUGGUCAGCAGUGCCAGCCAACCCAUACUAUCGCCCGCCAAACAGCAGCUACCGCAACAGAUUUACGUGACCAGCAAUGGCAGUUCACCAGCCGGCGGCGGGACCAUCUACAAGGCAGCCAACCCGGCACUUAGCUCGCCAACCACCAGCAGCAGCAGUAGCAACACCACCACCCACCAUCCGCACAAGAAGUAUCUGCGCGAAAAGAUGCACGUCCAGAUGGAUCACAGCAGUCAUGUGGCCUCAACCGUUACGGUGGUCAGUUCGCCGGCCUCCUCGAACAAUUCCUCGAUUAGCAGCUCCAACACAGGCUCUGUAUCCGGUUCGGGUUCCUCGACAGCGGCUGUGAAUGGUGGCAAUAGCCCAGUGCCCAAGACCAGUAGCUUUAGCACCGUAUUCGAGGCGGUCAACUAUGCCACAUCGGCUGCCAGCAACAGCAGCAGCAGCAACAGCACACCCAACAGUCAAGCCAUACUCCAUGGCCAGGAGUCGCCGGCUGUGGUGACCACAACGACAUUGAUCAGUGCCGGAUCCCUGCCGCCGGGCUACAGCUUCGUCAAUCAAGUGGCCAGCACGCCGCAUGUGCUUUCCACACCAGCGCAUGUUGCCUCUCCGGAAACGCCACCCGGAGCAGCUUUGUUGCCAGGAACUUAUUAUGCCACAAGCACCACAUCAGCGGGCACAACCACAACCACUUUGCAGCCGCGCAGUCUGCAGUUAUCCGUCUCGCCGCCGCCGCCAAAUAUGACGCCCACGAGUCAAGUGCACAAUGGAUCACUAGGAGGAGGAGGAGGAGGAGGAUCCGGAGGAGGAGGAGCCAACCUGCGGAGUCCUAAUAGCUACGCCAGCUACGACAACGAGGAUUCCCUCAAGGAAUUCGAUCUGGUGGUCAGCUCACGCUUGCACACAAGCACGCCGCAAUAUUCGGUGUCCAAAAAUGGAGCCAACGCUUAUGGUAACGGCAACAGCAAUGUGAAUGGCGGCGGAGCUGGUUCCAAUACGCCGCAAAAGCAAAAGCAUCCCAAUAACGUGCCAUACGAUCCGCUAGUGCAUACCAAUAACAAGCCGCCAUAUAGCUUUAGUUCCUUGAUCUUCAUGGCCAUUGAGGGUUCGAAUGAGAAGGCACUGCCCGUUAAAGAGAUCUAUGCGUGGAUUGUGCAGCACUUUCCGUACUUCAAGACGGCUCCCAAUGGCUGGAAAAAUAGCGUGCGCCACAAUCUCUCGCUGAACAAGAGCUUCGUCAAGGUGGAGAAGGCGCCGAACAUGGGCAAGGGAUCGUUGUGGCGUGUGGAGCCACAGCAGCGCCAGAAUCUCAUCCAGGCGCUAAACCGUUCGCCCUUCUUUCCCAACUCGGCGGUGGAUAAAAUCAGUCCCUCGCUCAAGAGUCCCAGUGGUGGAUCCGCAUACGAUAGCCUCGAUGGCGGCGGCAGUGGUGCGGUUACCUCGGCUCAGCCAGCGGCUGCUGGUGCUGGAGUUCCGGCUGCCGCAGCCGUGGCUCUGUCCACGCCCACCAAAAGCAAUGGUCUGGCGCUGGCCAAUGGUGCUAGUCAGGCCACAAACGCGGCCAGGCCGCAUAGUCCCAAUGGUGGUGGCAGUGGCAGUCAUGCCCGCUUCGAUCCCUACCUAUUCCCCAAUCUGUCCAAAGCUUUUCGCAAUAUACGCGAGGAUACGGUCGGGCAGCCACUGCUGCAAGAUGCCCUCGAUGACGAGCUGUCCGGCGAUUAUCACAAUAAUAAUAAUAACAAUGGCAGUGGCAGCAAGUACAAUUACGUGGGUUUGAAUGGGUCAAAUGGAGCUGGCAGCGGUGGUGCUGGGUCCAACGCAAAUGGAGCUUCCGACGGCAUCAAUUUCGCGCGAUUGGCCCGCGAUUGCGGAGCGGACAGCAUGGACGAUGUGCAUGCGGCGACGGCGAUGCUCUACCUCAAACACGGACCAAAGGCCUUUAGUGAGCCCUUCCAGAAUGGUAAUGGCCCGGUGAUAACGAGUUCGCCGAGCGAGGAUCACACCUACUCGGCGGGUGGCAACAGCAAUGCGGACAGCGGCUCCUCCACGCCACUGACCAAUGGCAAUGCCCUGGCCAGCGUGGCGCAAGCAGUGGCCCAGGCUCAGAAUAACCAGGGAGGCGCUGGAUCCGAUAGCAACUGCGCCAGCUCGGAUGCUGCCUACGAUAGCAGUGAGGAGAAUCACAACAUCACGCCCGAGGAGAUGGCCGAUCGGCAGCGACAUCGCGACGGCGUGGACGCCCUGCUCUCGUUAUCCGGCUCCUCGAUUGUGGAGUGCGGCUCGGUGGCCACCACACAUUAUCACAGCAACGGCAGCAGCGGCAGCAGCCAUGGAUCCCCGCACAAGCGAGCCUCGAGUCACAGUUUGGAGGAGGAGCACCUGCAGCAGCACAGGGAACAGCAGCUGCAGCAGCCACAGCAACAUCACCACCAGCAAUUUGGCAGCACUCAAGCGGUCUACACCAAUGGCAGUGGCAGCAAGAUGGCUUUAUUGAGCAGUGCUGCCGCCAAUGUGGCACUCGCUCAACAGCAGCAGAUUCACCAGGACUUGUACUCCUCGACGGCUGGACACAAUGCCAGUAUGUAUCUGGGCGGACUGAACAAUCACUGUUUGCCCGGUGGCGGCGGUGUGGGCUCGGUGAACGUGGCGGCGGGCAUGUUGCCACAGCAUUUGAGUGCUGCAACGGCGGCAAGUAAAAAUAAGGUGAAACCAUUGCGAGGAUUACGCACCAAGUUUAAGCGAAAGUCCGCCUGGAUGCGGUGAAUAUGGCGACAGGCUGGCGGUAAAUGGACCUAGUACAGCCGUCCAAAGAUCGCCACCCUAACCACGCCCCUGCCCAUACGCCCUCCCGCCCCUGCGAUCUGUUGUUGUCUCUUUCUAAAGCAAAAAUUGUUCAAAUCACAGAGCAUUUAGACUAAAUUUCGUAAUCUUAGCAAGUUCAUAGUUUCUUCAGAUUUUUUAUUGCUCUAUCUUUUACAAAUUCUUGUGUGUUUUCGUUUUUGUUAUAGAAGUUUUUUUGACUACCAUUUUUUUUUUAUUAUUCAUUUAAAACCUUAGCCCUUAUGUUUUUAGGUUUUUUUUCUGUGACUUUACUAUGCCCCGCAAUUGAAUGUUGGCCAUUUAAUUAUUACUUGAUUAACUAUUACUAUAUGAUUUAUAAGUCAUCCUAGCUGCAAUUUCUUAGAACUCCUAGAUGUUAAGUGACUUCUUAUAUUUUAGCUUGUAAUUUUAAAUUGUGCAAAUAUUUUACAGACCAAUCGCAGAACGAAAUUACUUUUAAUGGCAACCAAUUGAAAUCGAAAUCAGAGUUAUAAUGAAAAAGUAUCUGGUUUUUUAGGGCCCACAAUUCGUUGUUAGCUUUUAAUACAUACAAAACUCUAUUUUAUUUGUUUUUUAACUCGCGACACGAGGGACACAAGCAAAGUGAACUUCUCCAGCGUAUCAGUGACAAGGUUUAUAUCAAAGGAAACAACACAUAAAACACCAACUAAUUGAGCUAAGUAGGAAAGAGUAGCUAAGUAAAAGAAAAUAAGAAAAAAAUUGUAAAAAGCGCAAGAAAAAGGAAAAAAUGUAGAAAGCAAACGCAACGUUUGUACAAAUAGCAACCAGAAUUAAGAUUCUUUUUUAUUUCGGUCUUGUGCCGCAAGAAAAGGUUUUUCCUACACUUAUAAGAUCCAAAACACCCUACUUACAUGAUCUAAAAACAAGCGAUAUAAAAAUAUAUACAUAUAUAUAUAUAUAUACAUAUAGAUGGAGAGUUAUAUAGAGAAACGUAAGAUAAGCCAAGCAAAAAAACCCACAAAGAAACACACAUUUAGCGCCUUAUAUAUUGAGUCCUUAGCUAAAAACGAAAGAGAGAAAAUGUUGAAUUGUUUGAACUGCUUUGUUAUACGAAUGCAUGAGUACAUAUAUAUAUAUUCUAUAUAUAUUUAAGGCCCCAUCCAUAUUUUGACCUGCCUAGUAACCCCUUCCCUCCGCUCCCCUCCCCCUCACCACACUCAAGCAAAUGUUAAAUCAAAGAUAUUUAGUUGAUAAGCCAGGGAGUAAACCGGAAAUCCUAAUUGUAAGCUUCAUUUAGAUGGUUACGUACAUAGUUGAAAUGCUAAACAUUUGUUAACAAGAAUCCAACCGUAAGCUAGCCGAUUUUAGUUGAAUGAACCUCCUGCAAUUUCCCUACCCAGGUGUACAUAUAUACAAAAUGGAUUGAGCUGUUGAAAUGAUGCUGCACAUCUUUACAUAGGCAUAUUGUGGAAACCAAGAAAUACUUAUUAAUUAAAUAAUUAAAUAGGCGGAAGGAAAAACUUGACAAAGAACGCCCUAAGUGUUUACACUUCAUGUACCUUUUUAGCAAAAAGCAAAAAACGCAAAAGCAAAGAUCGCAUUAAAAUUGUAUACAUACAUAUAUUAAAACUACCAAUUACGAAACUAAACUAAAUGUUGAUGUCAAAGAGAAACCAAUUUGCUAGUUGUUACAAACCAGAAAAGAAAACAUAAAACAAAAAAACAGAAAAACAAUGUUAAAACUAUUUUGUUCCCUCAACAACAUAUUAUUAAGAUUAUGGUUUUUGUUUUUUUUUUAGUUUAAUUACGUAAAAAUAUUGCCUUGAUGCAUAUUUUGGGGAAGGAAUGUGACUAAAAUACCAGAAGCGAGAACAACAAAAUAAUUGUAUGCCUAGCUUUAACUUAAGGUCCUAAAAGCAAGAAAAAAAACCAAAAUACAACCCUUUUUCAUAAAAUCCUUCGUACGACACACAGUGAAAGACAAUCGCCGCCCGUGUUGUUGUCGUUGUCGCUUAAGUUUAAAGUUUAAACAAAUUCUAUGUAGCUAUAGAUACCUACGAGUAAUAUAUAUAUAUAGAUUACACACACACACACACAGCAAUAGCAAAGUACAUAUACAACAAAUAUUGUUAUACAACCUUACGCUUUUGCCGAGAUAAGGUGGAUAAAACUAUCUUCCCGAACCCACAGAUUCUAGAGCCCAUAAUCCACCAUAUAUCUGCAAAAAAAAAAAAAACAAUCGAUGAGCUAACCACUUUUGUUACCGUGUUUUUUCUUCUACUUUAAUUAUUAUAUCGCAUCAUUAUUAUUAUUACCGUAUAUAUUCAUGGUAUAUAUACUUACAUAUAUGAUUAUACAACUUUUUUUGCGUACCAAAUACACACCAAUCAAAAUGUGAAAUAUUUUCUUUAUCUCUAUGUGUUUUAUUUCGGUUAAAUUUCUCACAUCAUUUUAUCAUUUUGUGGGUUGUUAUUUUAUAAACUUUAAUUUCUACUCCUAUUGACAGCAAUGUGAAUAUAGCUUGUAGUUGUACAUAAAUGAAUAUAGAGUUUAUAUAGAGAGAUCGGAUUCUGUUGAACUAUAGUAAGUGCCUGCCUCCUCCCAUGAUGAAGUUGAAACAAAAAAAAAAUAUUAAAACCUGGGCCAAAACCAGAGUAGAGCUUUGAUUAAACGUCGCACUGUUGCCAAUUUUCAUAGAUUCGUUUGUUAAAGUGUUAGCUUGAAGCUAAAAGAAAUCGAUCCUUAAGCCCCGCCUUGCUUUAGCCUGAAAAAAAGAUAACAACGAUAAGACACUCACCUACACACAAUGUACAGACUACAGGGUAUCCAAAACAUCUCGAACAAACCGAACGGAUUGAGAUAUAUUUGCCCACAUACAAACAAACUUGUAUAUCUCUCCGAUGAAUAGGAUGAUCAAUCUGUUUGCCCUCCAAGGUUUCAACUAGCGCCUGUUUUUAUGUCUUUAAAACCUCUGUACCAAACAAAAAAAAAAAACGAAAAAAAA
This is a messenger RNA of Drosophila sechellia, 6982 nucleotides long. It is a transcript of the gene CHES-1-like, whose product is annotated as Checkpoint suppressor 1-like. Gene Ontology annotation, biological process: regulation of transcription by RNA polymerase II. NCBI's taxonomy places the organism in Eukaryota, Metazoa, Arthropoda, Insecta, Diptera, Drosophilidae. The transcript has 6 exons. The record is from RefSeq and is a predicted model, not a curated record. Gene Ontology annotation, molecular function: DNA-binding transcription factor activity, RNA polymerase II-specific; RNA polymerase II cis-regulatory region sequence-specific DNA binding. The coding region runs from base 232 to 3960 and encodes 1242 amino acids.